Molecule: messenger RNA, 771 nt
Organism: Parnassius mnemosyne (clouded apollo)
Lineage: Eukaryota; Metazoa; Arthropoda; Insecta; Lepidoptera; Papilionidae
Source: the annotation of a GenBank genome assembly
AUGAGGUGGGGCGAAAAUGAGACAUAUCAGUUUGUUAAAAUUUAUCUAAAUUGCGAGUGCCUAUGGAACUCCGAUCAUGAACAUUACAAAUUCAAAGAUAAAAGGCAGAAAGCGUAUCAAGCUAUAAUUGCUGAAUUUAUGUCUCGUACUGGUAUAAGGAUUAAUGAAAGCGAAUUGAAAAUAAAAAUUAGGAAUUUAAAAUCGACUUACUCACAAGAAAUUGCUAAAAUAAGGACAAGGUCUAGUCCUAAUUCGGAGUAUAUACCCACCAUCAAAUGGUUCGCAGACUGGCAUAGAUGUUUUAAGCAAAACUUGAAGAAAACUGUGGUAGAUGAGGAGCAAACUCAUACGGAUGAAUCAAAUAAUAAGGCAUGGAUUAUCAUGACUCAGUCAGAUGAUUCAGAAAAUGUAAAUAAUGAAGACGACCAUUCAGAAAUAUAUGCAUCAAACGCUGAUGAUGGAUACGGUGUAGUUUUGAAAUAUGAAACUUUAAAUGAUACAACUGAAUUGAACAGAAUAGAAAGACAAAAUUCAUUUAAAGAGAAAAGAAAAAAGAUCAACAUCCACAAUUCUAACACUGAUCAGUGUGACAGAAUCUAUAGAGGCAGUCUGGAUUCAAAUAUUGAAUCAGUAUCCAAAGAGGAUGAAUUUGAUAUUUAUGGAAGAUAUAUUGCAACACAGUUAAGGAAAAUGGAUUUACAGAGAGCAUUGAGACUUCAACUUGAAAUACAAAGCCUUGUCAGUGAAGCAAGAAUUGCAGACCUUCACUAA